Molecule: messenger RNA, 1806 nt
Organism: Solanum stenotomum
Lineage: Eukaryota; Viridiplantae; Streptophyta; Magnoliopsida; Solanales; Solanaceae
Product: polyphenol oxidase B, chloroplastic-like
Exons: 1
Coding region: 7-1806 (599 amino acids)
Biological process (GO): pigment biosynthetic process
Molecular function (GO): catechol oxidase activity
Source: RefSeq, a predicted model, not a curated record
CCAGCAAUGGCUUCUUCUAUUCUACCUUUGUGCACUACCAAUAUUCCCUCUUCUUUCUCCAAUAAUACCAACUCAUCUUUCUUAUCAAAACCCUCUCAGCAUUUCCUCCACGGAAGGCGUAGUCAAAGUUUCAAGGUUUCAUGCAACGCCAACAAAAAUGGUGGCGAGCAUGACAAAAACCUUGACGCUGUUGAUAGGAGAAAUGUUCUUUUAGGGUUAGGAGGUCUUUAUGGUGCUGCUAAUCUUGCACCAUUAGCCACUGCUGCUCCCUCACCACCACCUGAUUUUGAUACUUGUUGUGCAGCCUAUAUAACUGAUGGUCCACGAGUUCCUUAUAUUUGUUGCCCCCCUCCUCUCCCCAAAGAUACAACCACCAUUCCACAAUACAAAUUCCCUCCUAUGAACAAGCUCCGUAUCCGUUCCCCUGCUCAUCUUGCUGAUGAGGAGUAUAUUGCCAAGUACAAUUUGGCAAUUAGUCGAAUGAAAGAUCUUGAUGAGAAAGAACCUGAUAACCCUCUUGGGUUUAAGCAACAAGCUAAUAUACAUUGUGCUUAUUGUAAUGAUGCUUAUGCUGUUAAUGGCAAAGUGUUACAAGUUCAUAACUCGUGGCUUUUCUUCCCGUUCCAUAGAUGGUACUUAUACUUCUACGAAAGAAUAUUGGGAAAACUCAUCGAUGAUCCAACUUUCGCUUUACCAUAUUGGAAUUGGGAUAAUCCAAAGGGCAUGCAUUUACCUCCCAUGUUCGAUCGUGAAGGGACUUCCCUUUACGAUGAAAGGCGUCAUCCACGAGUCCGUAACAACACUGUUAUGGAUCUUGGUUUUUUUGGGGACAAGGUUGAUACAACUGAACUCCUAUUGAUGAACAAUAACUUAAUUCUAAUGUACCGUCAAAUGGUAACUAAUGCUCCGUGUCCUCUUUUGUUCUUCGGUGCACGUUACGUUCUCGGGACUAACAUCGAUACCCCGGGAACCAUUGAAAAUAUCCCUCACAUACCAGUCCACAUUUGGACUGGUACAAAACGAGAUAAAGAAGCGCCUAAGGGUAAACCGAAAUACGGUGAGGAUAUGGGUAAUUUCUACUCAGCUGGUUUGGACCCGGUUUUCUAUUGCCACCACGGCAAUGUGGACCGGAUGUGGAACGAAUGGAAAACACUAGGAGGGAAAAGAAAAGAUCUAACACAACCAGAAUGGUUGAACUCCGAGUUCUUUUUCUAUGAUGAAAACAAAAAUCCUUACCUUGUGAAAAUCGGAGACUGUUUGGACACGAAGAAGAUGGGAUAUGACUACGAACGAAGCCCCACCCCAUGGCGUGACUGCAAGCCAACCAAAAAAUAUUCAACUGGGAAACUGGACCCAAGUAAAGUUCCACCAGCAAGCAAAAUAUUCCCGAUCUUUCAGCUGGAUGGAAACACAUCGUUUUCCUUGGAUAGACCGGCUUCGUUAAGGACUCAAGUGGAGAAAGAUAAUAAAGAGGAGAUUCUAACGUUCGGCUUCAUAAAAUAUCAUAAUACAGACUACAUAAGGUUCGAUGUGUAUGUGAACGCGGACAAGAAUGUGACAUCAGGGGAUCUUGACCAGAAAGAGUAUGCGGGAACCUAUACUAGCUUGCCACAUACUCCUAAACCUGAUCCUCAUAAAUCUGGUGAUAAUGAUCUUUCAAGUGCUAAUUUGCAGCUGGCGAUAACAGAACUGUUGGAGGAGCUUGAUUUGGAAAAUGAUGAAAAAAUUGUGGUGACUCUGGUUCCAAGGAAAGUUGGCAAAGGUCUCACCAUUGGAUGUGUGGAUAUCAGGCUUGUGGAUUGUUAA